This is a messenger RNA of Protomyces lactucae-debilis, 624 nucleotides long. Its product is annotated as PPP4R2-domain-containing protein. NCBI's taxonomy places the organism in Eukaryota, Fungi, Ascomycota, Taphrinomycetes, Taphrinales, Protomycetaceae. Gene Ontology annotation, cellular component: nucleus; cytoplasm; protein phosphatase 4 complex. The coding region runs from base 1 to 624 and encodes 207 amino acids. The transcript is spliced from 2 exons. Gene Ontology annotation, molecular function: protein phosphatase regulator activity. Gene Ontology annotation, biological process: protein dephosphorylation. The record is from RefSeq and is a predicted model, not a curated record.
AUGUCGCGCAUAGAGCCCCUCGGCCAGGAGCAUGUUCUGAGCCGGGCCGCGCUUGGACAGGCGCCGGAAGACUGGCAGGAAGCUCAGCGGCUCAUUGAAGCGCGUCUGACACAGGUGCUCGCAAGCUGGCCGUCAUCCAUCGAUGCAGUCUCCUUGGCAGAGCAAAUCAAUGCGUACCCAGCGCCGCCGCAUACAAUUCAGCGACUGGCAGAGCUUCUGGUCGAUCCGCAUCGCUGGUACACAGAUGUGGACAAGUAUGUUCGUGCGCUCGUCAAGGUUCUUUCGGUGACGUCGACGACGCUCGACUUUACACAAGAGGAGGCCCAGCCUGAACCAGCCGAAACCUCGCUGCUAGUCCCCAUUCCGUGGCUCACGGAAGACAUGCGCACAGUCAUGCCAAAUGGCGUGGUCUUCACAAAUGGUCCACUCGAUGACAUGCCAACAGGAAGCGCGCCAAUGGAUGCUGCUGAUCUUGGUCCUCAGUCAGAUGAGACGAAAGAGGCGAUUGCGCACUACGCAGGCGCGCAAGCGCAGUCUGUACAGAUGGAUGAUUAUCCUGGUGCCUUCUCAGACUCGGCUGUGAUGCGAAGUCGUCAAGCGGAGCCUGCAGAUGUUGCAGAGUGA